Molecule: messenger RNA, 585 nt
Organism: Aspergillus viridinutans
Lineage: Eukaryota; Fungi; Ascomycota; Eurotiomycetes; Eurotiales; Aspergillaceae
Exons: 2
Coding region: 1-585 (194 amino acids)
Source: RefSeq, a predicted model, not a curated record
AUGGGUAGACCACGCAGCAGACAGAAACCCCAGCAACUGCUAAUGACGACUCGAGUCAAGGCCUCGUACGCGCUCACGCUCAUCUACGUUCCGAUGGUGUUUGUCGUCAAGCUGGCCCUGCUCUCCGUGAUGCUCCGGAUCUUCGCCCCGGACCGGUACAAGGUCAUGAUCAUCUACGUGAGCAUCAUCGUCCUCCUGCUCUACUACAUCCCGGCCUUAUUUAUCAAGAUCUUCUUCUGCAAGCCGAUUUCCGCAUAUUGGUACGGCACCAGCAACGGGGGCACCUGUAUCGACCAACAGAAGGUCAUCAUAGCCGACUCGGCCAUCAGCAUUGCCAGCGACCUUUGGAUCCUCAUUCUUCCAGUGCCGAUGCUGUGGUCGCUACAGAUGUCGACAACCAAGAAACUGCGGGUCAUCGGCAUUCUGGGGGCCGGAGGACUCGCCACUGCAUUUAGUAUCUGGCGCUUGGUCAUUAUGGUCAGGGAGGCUCGGACAGCGGACACAACAUGGUUUUGGAUUCACUGCGUGUUGACAGCAUAUGUGGAAUGUCCUUCUUCCCUGUUAACGCGACUGAUGAUGUCUUAG